GCGGUCAGAAAGAUAUGGAAAGAAGAGGGAGGGAUAGCCUUUUGGAAGGGAGGACCGGCCCGUGUGUUGCGAAGUGCCCCACAGUUUGGGUUUACAUUAUUGACGUAUGAAGUGUUGCAGCGAUUGUUUUUCAUUGAUUUUGGUGGCCGACGACCCACUGGUUCCGAGACUAUGAUACCCGUCCACUCGACCGAAAUUAAGUCUUCAAAUCCAGACCACAUCGGAGGGUAUCGGUUAGGACUGGCCACCUUCACAGGCAUGGAAUCCAAGAUCAGUCAGAGCCAGACGUGCAGUGAAAGUGCCAGAGGAAGCACUACUCCAUACACGACAACCACUCCAUACCACUCCACACAACUCCGCUCACCAGCGAUGUUGUUGUUCUCCAAAGCCAAUACAAUGGAUAACUUAGACGACCCUGAGCUUCGUUUACUAAAGCACCCGCGUUGGACCCCAUCACCUGUUGAUCUCACAAUCGCUAACACCGUUCCGCCCGCCAGUGCUCUAAUCGCUUCACUGGGCGCCGCAUACUUCUGCUCGGGAUCGCCAACCACUGCCAACUCCGGAUACCCUCUCAACGGAGUUAUGGUCUCCGGACAGUCGUCUACCAGUCAUGUGAUGAGUAGUCGAAAGCAACGGGAAUUCAUACCUGAUAAUAAAAAAGAUGAGUCCUAUUGGGACAGAAGGAAAAGGAAUAACGAGGCGGCAAAGAGGUAG
Oppiella nova is the source of this 714-nucleotide messenger RNA. The record is from the annotation of a GenBank genome assembly. Lineage: Eukaryota; Metazoa; Arthropoda; Arachnida; Sarcoptiformes; Oppiidae.